AUGCGCUGUCAUCGUUUAUCACUUCAAAAACCGAAAAGAAACCAAAAAGUUUCAUUGUCCGAUGCAUAUCCACUUAUAAACAAUUUCUAUGAUUAUAUUCGUCGAGCAAGUCAAUGGGCACCAAGCUGUGGACCUAUGGGAGCAUCCCUUCCACGAGAUGUAUGCAACAUUGACGAAAGUCCAUUAAGUUAUAUUAGUAAUAAACGGUUCGCUACUGUUAUAUUAACAAUUUUUGGUUCAGAUAAUACACGAGUUGGUCCAGUAUUAAUUUUUAAAGGAAAAGGGCAGGCGUCGAGUAUUGAGAAACUGCAAUAUGCUAAUGGUGUUAAAGUGUAUUUUACUCUGAAGGCUGUUAACAAUCGGAUUACAAUGGAUAAGUAA
This is a messenger RNA of Rotaria socialis, 381 nucleotides long. The record is from the annotation of a GenBank genome assembly. NCBI's taxonomy places the organism in Eukaryota, Metazoa, Rotifera, Eurotatoria, Philodinida, Philodinidae.